This is a messenger RNA of Scomber japonicus (chub mackerel), 1472 nucleotides long. RefSeq names its product galanin receptor 2b (gene galr2b). Gene Ontology annotation, cellular component: membrane. Bases 1 to 1137 code for a protein of 378 amino acids. NCBI's taxonomy places the organism in Eukaryota, Metazoa, Chordata, Actinopteri, Scombriformes, Scombridae. The transcript is spliced from 2 exons. The record is from RefSeq and is a predicted model, not a curated record. Gene Ontology annotation, molecular function: G protein-coupled receptor activity. Gene Ontology annotation, biological process: G protein-coupled receptor signaling pathway.
AUGUCUGAUUUUGAGGAUUUCAGCAAGCCAGGAGGGCAGAUGAACGUGUCUGAAAGCUACCAGCUGAACCCAACCAGUGUGAUUGUGUCGGUGGUCUUUUCACUCAUCUUCCUGCUGGGCACCAUCGGCAACAGCCUGGUGCUAGCUGUGCUGCUGCGGAGUGGACAGGUUGGCUAUAACACAACCAAUCUGUUCAUACUCAACCUGAGUGUGGCCGACUUCUUUUUCAUCAUCUUCUGCGUUCCCUUCCAAGCAACCAUCUACUCUCUGGAGGGCUGGGUGUUUGGCUCCUUCAUGUGCAAAGUGGUCCACUUCUUCAUUAACCUCACCAUGUACGCCAGCAGCUUCACUCUGGCUGCUGUGUCUGUUGACAGGUAUUUGGCCAUUCGUUACCCGCUACGCUCCAGAGAGCUAAGAACCCCAUGUAACGCAGUGGUUGCCAUGGUGAUCAUCUGGGGUCUUUCCCUGAUCUUUUCGGGUCCUUAUCUGAGCUACUACGACCUGAUUGUUUAUGCCAAUAGUACUGUGUGUAUCCCCGGCUGGGAAGGGCAGAGCCGCCAAGUGCUGGACACGUGCACCUUCCUGUUUGGCUACGUUAUCCCUGUGCUGAUUGUGAGCCUCUCGUACACGCGGACCAUCAAGUAUCUGUGGACGGCUGUUGACCCUCUGGAUGGCAUGUCAGAAUCCAAGAGGGCUAAACGCAAAGUCACCAAAAUGAUCAUCAUUGUCACUGUGCUUUUCUGCAUAUGCUGGCUACCACAUCAUGUUGUGAUCUUGUGCUUCCUGUACGGAGACUUCCCUUUCAAUCAGACCACGUAUGCCUUCAGGCUCCUCUCUCACUGCAUGGCCUACGCCAACUCCUGUGUCAACCCCAUUGUAUACGCUCUGGUGUCCAAGCACUUUCGAAAAGGCUUCAAGAAAGUGUUCAGCUGCAUCCUCAGUAAAAAUGGGAGAAAUAAGGUCCAUGUAGUUCAUGUUGCCAACACUGUGCCUGGGUUUGAAGCAGGCUCUACGGAGGUGUCACAGAUGCACGAGGAGAACUUACGCCAGAAUGAAUGCGAAAUGAUUAACAGGCCGAUUAGAGAGCCAAGAGAAGCCACAGUGACAUUGAAUUUGCCCUUUCAACGGCAGACUUAACAAAUGAUUCUCUGCUGACAAGCACAGUUAGGAUUGCGUUAUGUAAAAGACACUGCUGUUAUUAUUUUACAAAAUGUGUUUAAUGAUAUUCAUACUUUUGGUGGCAAACGGUAAUAUUGUGUACACAAUGAGUCCACUAACACAUCUUCAAUCAUUAUCUUGCUUAGAUAUUCAACAAGUCUGAAAGGUUUUUCAGUAUUUAUGAAAAGUGAAAAAUUAUUAGUAUUUCCUGUUUCCACCAUUUGCCUUAACCAUGGCUUGCACUGUGUUUUUUUCUUUUUCUUUUGGCUGUAUUUGAGUAUCCACAUUACUACAGCACUUUUAAAGGGGCCAAC